AUGGAUGCAUUGCAGACUGCAAAAGCUUCUUCGAAAGUCUCCGAAAAUAACUCCAUCAACUUGCGUCAUCGCUUUGUUCGGUCACAUUAUGGUUGUGUACCCAUCCAGCUUCUGCAGUUUUUAAACUCUGCAUCUCAAAAGCCAUUGAAGAGAUUAAUUCCAAUCGGAAUGUCACAGAAGGUUGGCGUUUUGGACGUCACUUCGGCAGACUUCGAUGUAGAUGCUUAUUUGAGCUCACAGCUCAAAGAGAAGAAUCUUGAUGAACUUGUCAAGGAAGAGGAGGAGAUGGUGUCAUCGGUUCGCCGCCUCGAUUCCGAUGUUCAUCAGUUAGUCUAUGAGAAUUAUAACAAAUUCUUGACGGCGACGAGCACUGUCAGGAAAAUCCAAGAUGAAUUUAAUCUUCUGGACAGUGAAAUGGAAUCCUUGAGUAGAAACAUGAAGAAUAUAUCUAGUCUGAUUGGCGAAUUAAGCGGUGUUCUUGGAGGUGGGCGAGAAGGUGUGGCACAACUAGGAAGCUCUUACAAAGUUGUGAAGAGCUUGCAGUCAAUCUUUGAGCUGCCUAAUAUUCUCCAGGCAUCUUUCGAUGAGGGCAAGUACAGCGAUGUCGUGAGAGUUUAUCUUUUAGCCCAGAAAGGUUUAGGCAAAUAUUCGGAUAUCAAAAAUAUUUCGGAAAUUCAGAAGAAAACUGAUCAGAUCAUUGCUGAGACGGAAAAACAGCUGACAAAGUUGAUAAGUCGCUCUACCGAGGAUGUAGAAGGUGUCGUUGAGGCGACUGGACUACUCAUAAAGUUAGGAAAAACUCCACAUGAGCUCGAAAAGCUCCUGCUAAAAUCAUCCGAAUCUUCUCUGCAAACCGAUUUGCAACAGCUUCAAAGCAAUCCUGUAGAUGUCUUGGAUCUAGUUGACAAAGGAUGUGAGUCGUUCAUACCAAAUCUCACCCUUCUCGCUAAUCUUCAUGAGCGUCUAUUCCCAAACGAUUCCGACCUCUUACUAAAAAUGCUACAGUCUCAGCUCGCUGAUUUUCAUGAGAUAGUGUCCAAAUUGUUUCUUGCAUCGUCCGAUCCCAAGGAUCUCUACAGUUGUUCGUGCUCUUGGUCGAUACUUAUAGAAAAAUGUCUACCUGUAAGCAGGUUGUUCAAGGUGAGUUCGUUCGAC
Ostertagia ostertagi is the source of this 1155-nucleotide messenger RNA. NCBI's taxonomy places the organism in Eukaryota, Metazoa, Nematoda, Chromadorea, Rhabditida, Trichostrongylidae. The record is from the annotation of a GenBank genome assembly.